Molecule: messenger RNA, 865 nt
Organism: Tetranychus urticae (two-spotted spider mite)
Lineage: Eukaryota; Metazoa; Arthropoda; Arachnida; Trombidiformes; Tetranychidae
Product: putative nuclear transport factor 2
Biological process (GO): nucleocytoplasmic transport
Source: RefSeq, a predicted model, not a curated record
ACCUUUUUAAAUUGUAAUCUUUUAAUAAAAAUUAAAUUCACUUUUGUUUAAGUAAAUUUGAAUAUCCCUCGCUAGUGGGUUUGUUGUUUUUUCAGCCUGACAUCUAUUGACUGAUCUUCAAUAGAUCAGGUAACUUUUGAAAAAUUUCUUCAUUGUGUGUGUAUUAACUGUUAAUUAAUUAUUGUUUUGUUUGCUUAUCUUUAAUUGUCAAGCUAUACGAAAGUUAAUUUCUUGUGUUUCUUCCUUAGCUAUAUUUUUCUUUAAUCAUGACAUUAAACCCAAAUUACGCUGAUAUUGGCAAAAACUUUGUUCAACAAUAUUAUACCUUAUUCGAUGAUCCCAAUCUAAGAGCCGGUAUACUUCCUCUUUAUUCGGAAACCAACUCUUUGAUGACAUUUGAGGGAGAACAACUUUUGGGUCGAGUAAAGAUCAUGGAAAAAUUACAAGGAUUAACUUUUAAGACAAUUAAGCAUGUGGUUACCACUGUUGAUUGCCAGCCAACGUUUGACGGAGGGGUCUUAAUUGUUGUUCUUGGCCAACUCAAGACGGAUGAUGAUCCACCACACACCUUUAAUCAGGUUUUUGUUCUGAAACCACUGGGAGAUACCUUCUUUGUGGAGCACGAUAUUUUUAAACUUGCCUUACACAUGUGAACUGUAAAAAAACAAUAUAACAAUUUACCUUUAAAGCCAAAACAAUAAAUGAAAUUGAAUCAACAAAUAAUCAGUUAUCACAACUUCUCUAAUCACAAUAAGAUGUAAUUCUCUGUUACCAUGCUCUUGAUUUAUCGUCUUUCUGUCUGCAUCUCUUAUGUUUUUUCCAUUUGAUGUGAUUAUGAAAAUGAAAUAAAAAUGAAGAUGAUAAA